Molecule: messenger RNA, 3009 nt
Organism: Podarcis raffonei (Aeolian wall lizard)
Lineage: Eukaryota; Metazoa; Chordata; Lepidosauria; Squamata; Lacertidae
Gene: LGR4
Product: leucine rich repeat containing G protein-coupled receptor 4
Exons: 18
Coding region: 121-2970 (949 amino acids)
Biological process (GO): G protein-coupled receptor signaling pathway
Cellular component (GO): membrane
Molecular function (GO): protein-hormone receptor activity; protein binding; G protein-coupled receptor activity
Source: RefSeq, a predicted model, not a curated record
CGAGCAAGCGAGCGAGCGACUGACUGGACUUGGCCCUUUGGCCCUCGACGGGGAGACCCCAUCUCGGCGGCUCCCCGGGUUGCCCGCGGGCAGGUCUUGGCGCCGAGGGCGGCUCUCGCGAUGCGCUGCCUGCCGCUGCUCGGCUUCUUCGCCUGGGGCUUCGCGAGCUUGCCUGGGCCCAGCCGAGGAGCUUCCCCUCCUCCCUGCCCGCUUUCCUGCAGCUGCGAUGGGGACGGCGGGGUGGACUGCUCCGGGAAAGGGCUCGCCGCCGUGCCCGAGAGGCUCAGCGCCUUCACCCACACCUUGGAUAUCAGUAUGAACAAUAUAACAAGGUUACCAGAAGAUGCAUUCAAGAAUUUUCCUUACCUUGAAGAGUUACGGCUGGCUGGCAAUGACCUCGCUUUUAUUCAUCCGAAGGCCUUGUCUGGGUUGAAGGAGCUCAAAGUUCUCACUCUGCAGAACAAUCAGUUGAAAACCGUUCCCAAUGAGGCCAUCAGGGGACUCAGCGGACUACAGUCCUUGCGCUUAGAUGCUAACCACAUUACUGCUGUCCCAGAAGACAGUUUUGAGGGCCUCGUUCAACUGCGACACCUGUGGCUGGAUGAUAACAGUUUGACUGAAGUCCCUGUUGUUCCUCUCAGCAAUCUUCCAUCCCUGCAGGCCUUAACCUUGGCUCUCAACAAAAUAACCAGCAUCCCUGAUUUUGCUUUUACAAAUCUCUCAAGCCUCGUUGUCCUGCAUCUCCAUAACAAUAAAAUAAAAACACUGGGACAUCAUUGUUUUGAUGGAUUAAACAACCUAGAAACCUUAGACUUGAAUUAUAACAACAUGGCAGAGUUCCCUGAAGCAGUAAAAGCACUUCCAAGCCUAAAAGAGCUGGGAUUUCACAGUAAUUACAUUUCCGUGAUCCCUGACAAUGCCUUUGUAGGAAACCCACUUCUUCGUACUAUACAUCUGUUUGAUAACCCAUUAUCCUUUGUUGGGAACUCAGCUUUUCAAAACUUGUCAGAUUUGCAUUCCCUGGUCAUUCGUGGCGCCAGCAUGGUACAGUGGUUUCCUAACUUAACAGGAACCACCAAUCUGGAAAGCCUGACUUUUACAGGCACCAAAAUAAGCAGCAUCCCCAUUGAUCUAUGCCAAGAACAAAAACUGCUUCGGACUUUGGAUUUAUCUUAUAACAACAUAAAACAACUUCCAAGUUUUAAAGGUUGCAGUUCCCUGGAAGAAAUAUCUUUGCAGCAUAAUCAAAUUGAAGAAAUCAAAGACGAUAUAUUCCAGGGGCUGACUUCUCUACGUACCCUUGAUCUCAGCAGAAAUUUGAUCCACCGAAUUGACAAGGAAGCAUUUACUAUGCUGGGUGCUAUUACCAACCUAGAUUUAAGUUUCAAUGCAUUGACUUCAUUUCCAACUGGAGGCCUGGCUGGGUUAAACCAGCUUAAACUUGUAGGCAAUACAGAACUGAAAGAAGCUUUGGUGGCAAAGGACUUUGUAAAACUCAGAUCUCUUUCUGUUCCAUAUGCUUACCAAUGCUGUGCUUUCUGGGGCUGUGACUCUUAUUUAAAUGCUAACACAGAAGAUUCCAGUCACCAAGAUUCAGUUGCACAUGAGCGAGGUGCACCAGAAGCAGAUUACUUAAGCAGCAAUAAGAAUGAGGAACUUGGUCAGACAAUAAUUCACUGUACCCCCACAACAGGUGCUUUCAAGCCCUGUGAAUACUUACUAGGAAGCUGGAUGAUCCGUCUUACAGUCUGGUUUAUUUUUUUGGUUGCCUUGUUCUUCAACAUGCUUGUCAUGUUAACUAUAUUUGCUCCUUGUACUUCACUGCCUUCCUCCAAACUAUUCAUAGGCUUGAUUUCUGUCUCUAACUUAUUUAUGGGGGUCUACACUGGCAUAUUAACUUUCCUGGAUGCAGUUUCUUGGGGAAGGUUUGCUGAAUUUGGUAUCUGGUGGGAAACUGGCAGUGGCUGUAAAGUUGCUGGGUUUCUGGCCAUUUUCUCUUCAGAAAGUGCCAUUUUUUUCCUGAUGCUAGCAGCCAUUGAGCGGAGCUUAUCUGCAAAGGAAAUAAUUAAAAAGGGUAAAAGCAAUAAUCAGAAACAAUUUCGAAUUGCAGCUAUUUUUGCUUUCCUGUGUGCACUUGUAGCAGGAUGCUUACCACUUUUCCAUAAGGGAGAGUAUUCUGCAUCACCUCUCUGCCUGCCCUUUCCCACUGGAGAAACUCCUUCCCUAGGGUUCACGGUUACAUUAGUGCUCCUAAACUCAUUAGCCUUUUUGCUCAUGGCUAUUAUUUAUAUCAAACUCUACUGCAACUUGGAAAAGGAGGACCUCUCUGAGAACUCACAGGCUAGCAUGAUUAAACAUGUUGCUUGGCUAAUCUUCACCAACUGCAUCUUUUUUUGCCCAGUUGCAUUUUUCUCCUUUGCUCCGCUCAUCACUGCAAUUUCUAUUAGCCCUGAAAUCAUGAAGUCUGUCACUCUAAUAUUUUUCCCAUUACCUGCUUGUUUGAAUCCAGUUUUGUACAUCUUCUUCAAUCCCAAAUUUAAAGAAGAUUGGAAAUUAUUGAGAUGGCACAUCACCAAGAAAAGUGGGACUGGAACAGUUGCUGUCAAUACUCAAGGUGGCUGUGGGGCGCAGGAUUUUUACUAUGACUGUGGCAUGUACACACAUCUGCAGGGCAACCUUACCAUGUGUGAAUGUUGUGAAUCACUACUUAUAUCAAAGCCUGUGCCAUGUAAACACUUAAUAAAAUCCCACAGUUGUCCAGCUCUGACAGUAGUGCCUUGCCAAAGGCCAGAUGGCUAUUGGUCAGAUUGUGGUACCCAGUCUGCUCAUUCUGAUUACGCUGAUGAAGAGGACUCUUUUGUGUCUGACAGUUCAGAUCAAGUACAGGCCUGUGGACGUGCCUGUUUUUAUCAAAGCAGAGGUUUCCCAUUGGUUCGUUACGCCUACAACAUCCCAAGGAUUAAAGACUGAAAGACUUUACUGCAAAGCAUGCGAUUAAAGAGGAGGAAG